GAAAAAUACAGCCAAAAAAAGCUAGAAAACUACUCUUUUUGCAUUAGAGUCAAUGGGGCACAUUCACAAAAGUGUCGGACCUCAGUUAGAGCGAGUCCUGUACUGCGCUGUAAUUGGUCAGCUGUAUAUUUGGGGCGUGACUUAGCAAAGCAGUUAUAUUUCCAAUCAAGAAAAGUAGCUUUUUCAUGAAACACUGCAUAACUUGACAUUAAAAAAAUUCUAAUAUAACAGAAAAUCUAUUUUGAUAAAUUGUUUAUGAACAACAAUACGCAGCUUUAAAAUGGGCUUCCAGUGUCAACUGUAAAAAGAGUCGGGUUCACAUAUUUAGCAAGUAACUUUCCAAGAUUACACUAGCUUCUGUUCAGAUGUUCUUUAAUCAGCAAAAGCUCAGGAUCACAGGUUUGUCAUAAAAAUAACAAAAUAGCAGUUAAUUUCUGCCAUCUGCCUAUUGAGAAUCGGGUAUUACAUCCAAAUUACUGCUAUAAUCAGUAUUAGUGGGUCCCUGGCUUUAGUCCCUCAAAACAAAACUGUCAAUUCAGGACCUGUCUACAAUUGUUGACAUGCUCUGUGGACUCUGCGGAGCCUGCACAAUUAGAUUAACUGUGGAAUGAUUAACAUACUGGUAAUUAUGACAGUCAAAUACUGAUAGGGUUGCUUUAGUCUAAAGUUUCACCUCAUUAUCUCAAAAUAAGUGUCUUUAAGUAAACAGAUUUUCUUAAAUGCUCCCUUUAGGUUGUUUUAAAGCUUUGGUAGUUCCCAACAGGUGGAUUUACUGUAUGUGUGCAUCUGUGGCCAUUUGACAGAAGCAAAACAUUUGGAACUGGUCCAUUAUGAGCACUUGAAAUUAGUCAUGAAUGCUGCUGACCCACAUUUGGGACUAGGGAAACGCAACCAGGAAGUUGUAAAAAAAAAAAAAAAAGAAAAAAAAACCCAACACACACACACAUAGGAAGUGGGGAAGCACUUAAAGGGAAAAACAAAAGCCUGAAGCUUCUUGUUUUUCUUAUGAAUUUGAGUGCAAUCUUCUUGAAUGGCCUAUGUUUUUUUUUUUUUAUCCCAGACUGAAAUAAAUGGUUUAUAAACUUAUGAACAGGGUCAGACAGGCUAAUCUCCUCUGUCUUGCUGGCAAGGAGGAGACACCAGUCACCCUCACCUCCUCUGCAUGGGAUUUGCCUUACUGUAGAUCAAUGAAUGCACCUUUUUUUCAUCAUGUCUGGCCACUAAAUUUGCGAGCCUGUUGUUUGUGGAUAAAUAUGGACCCGACCUUAUAGAUUAAAGGCUACUUGUCCAAGUGGUAUUAGGCUACACUUAAGACCAUAGCAUUCACAGUCACUCACCCAGAAUGAACACACACAUACUACACAUAUAGGUAAUUCUCCCGAAGUGGCAUAAAGUGGGGGGCUAUUUUGCAUUGAGCACGUGUUAAAGAUUACAAUCUGCCCCCUCCUCCCGGUCACUACAGGUUUCUUUCGGUUGUGCUGCGCAGCCGACUGCUUAUGCUGCUGCCGUCGUUAGCAGAGUAUUGAGCUACCAGCUGACCUACUUUCUCUGCUCUCAGCCACUCGGUCCUGUUUACAAGCCACUGCCAGCGGAGGAUGUGGAGUACAGUGACUGGAAAAUAGACGGACACAGCCCGCAACCAGCAGAGACCACGAAUUGGAUAUUUGGUCGUGUGUUGUCGAUCAGUUCGGACCGCCAAAGCCACAGACUGCUCACCGGCGAUUAAUAACAGCGCGUUAUUAACUUGCGUUGUUGUGUAAUUUAACGCUUUCAGUUCUUUCGCCCGGUCAGUCAGACGCUGGUAGUUGCGAUCAGCUGCUAUGCUGUAGUUUUUUCUUUUCUUUUUUUUAAAAAAUGACGAGAUUGAUUAAAGUUAAGUGUGGAUCUUUAUUUCUGCUGGAGACCCGCUCUCAAGGAUUUGGCGUUUCUGUGGUGGAUUCAAGGAGGCGUUGGGCAUCUGGUCCUCAGUAGGUUUUUCCAAAAGAGUGUUCAGACGAGGUCAGCGCGAAUGGGACUUAUAAGACUUCAGAAAGGGCCUGGUUGGGAAAGGGAGUGAGUAUGGACAACCUUUCUGACUUCAGUGGCCCCUGUCCAUCCACCCGCAGGGAAUGGGACACCAACAGCUGCGUGGAUGAUUUAAUGGAUGAAGAUGAGAAAGACAGGGCUAAGAGGGCAUCUCGUAACAAAUCGGAAAAGAAAAGGAGAGACCAAUUCAAUGUGCUCAUCAAGGAGCUGUGCACCAUGCUGCAGGGUCAAGGUCAUCCGCGCAAGAUGGAUAAGUCCACCAUUCUGCAGAGAACUAUUGACUUCUUGCAGAAACAGAAAGACAUGACUGCACAGAAUGAAACUUGUGAUGUGAGACAGGACUGGAAGCCUUCAUUCCUCAGCAAUGAGGAGUUCACUCAGCUAAUGCUUGAGGCCCUAGAUGGUUUCCUGAUAGCAUUAACUACAGAUGGCAACAUCAUAUAUGUAUCUGACAGCGUGUCUUCACUUAUUGGCCAUUUACCGUCAGAUAUGGUGGACCAAAAUAUCUUGAAUUUCCUCCCUGAGCGGGAGCAUGGGGAGGUGUAUAAGCUGCUAUCAUCCCACAUGCUGAUGACUGACCCCAUUGCUGCUGACUUCAUGAACAGUGAGGCACAUAUUGAAUUUUGCUGUCAUCUAGCCAGAAGCAACAUUGACCCAAAGGAACCACCUGUAUACGAGUAUGUCAAGUUUGUUGGAGAUUUCAAGUUUCAUAACAAUGUGCCUACAUCUUCUUGUAACGGGCUAGAAUUGACGUUGCCAAGAAGCCUGCAGUCAUCGCUGGAGGAGCAGGUCUGCCUCAUUGCUACUGUACGAUUAGUCACUCCACAGUUUCUAAAGGACUUGUGUAAUGUGGAAGAUCCUUGUGAUGAAUUCACAUCCAGACACAGCCUUGAAUGGAAGUUCCUGUUUUUAGACCACAGAGCUUCACCAAUCAUAGGCUAUUUACCCUUUGAGGUUCUUGGAACUUCUGGCUAUGAUUACUAUCAUGUGGAUGACUUGGAGCUUAUAGCUCAGUGUCAUAAGCAGCUAAUGCAGUUUGGAAAGGGCAAGUCCUGCUACUAUCGCUUCCUGACCAAAGGUCAACAGUGGAUUUGGUUGCAGACUCACUACUACAUCACUUACCACCAGUGGAACUCCAAACCCGAGUUUAUUGUCUGCACUCACACUGUUGUCAGUUAUGCUGAAGUGCGAGCUGAAAGGAGGAGAGCGUUUGGCUUUGAGGAGCUGUCUCCACCGGAGAUAGCCCCCUCCUCAGUGAAGGCUCAAGAGCUGUACCUGGACAUCUGCUCCACACUGGACCCUCCACGGGACAGAAACAGCAGCGCACGUUCGGUAUCCUCCCACAGCUCCCGGAAGUCCUCCCACACAGCGCUGUCAGACUCUGCAUCAGCUAACUCCUACACAGAGGCCUGCACGCCAUCAUGGCAGUCUGCUUCCAUUGGGACAGAGAAGACACCUGCCAGACUCCAACCUAGUAGUUCAAAGAAUUUGGCACAAAGACAAAAUUCAUUUGACCUCGUUCCCCAAAUGAGCCUUCCCCUUUCUCCUACCUGCAGCAAGCACUCCGCAAUGCAACAGCAAACACAACAGCAGCAGCAGCAGCAGUCGUCCAUGUAUCAGCUGCAGCAGCCUCAGCUCUGUGUAAUGAACCAGCUUAAGGAGCAGCUGGAGGAGAGGACGCGCAUUCUGCAAGCUGACAUUAAGACGCAGCAGCAGGAGCUGCAUGACAUAAAGGAGAAGCUUCACCUCGCUAAUCUCCAGAUGUUGUUACAGCAGCCUGCCCACAGUGACUUUGGCCAGUCCCAGCAGCAGCCCCAGCAGCAGCAGGGCUCGGGCAGGCCGGCCCAGCAGAGCCAGUCGGGGGUGAUCAGGCAGCACUCAGGCCACCCUAAACAACCAUCCUGCGGGGUCCACAGCUCAUCCCCUCACUCACUCCUGAGGGAAAGCAGCUCACCCUCAUCACAGGUCCAGCAGAGGAUUGCACAGAGCGGGCAGGCACAGUCGGUGAGUGUGCCCGUGCAGACAAACACAAGUCUGACAAUGCCCUUCUACAGCAACCCCAUGAUGUUCUCUCAGACCAACACGAGGUCUCUGCAGGACGCAAACCAAAGACACACAGACAGCGAGUUCAGCCAAGACGGACAACUACGCAUGCUCCUCAACCAGCCAAUGCAGACGCUGGUUCCCUCUAGCACUGUCACCUCGCAGCCUUCCCAGUGCAACAUGGGCAUCUCCCAAACCAUAUACACCUUGGAGCAGCAGAUCAUCGCUCCUUCAUUCUCCAUGCAACAGGUCAACUGCAACGCUGUCCUCGUGCCCUCCCCGGUCUUCACGUCCCCCAUAAUGAUCCCACACAACAGUUUCAUCUCAAACCAGUCCCAGUCAGCCUACCACGCUCAGACUCAGGCUUCUCAGCACUCCCUGCAGCUACAGCAGCCCCAGCAGUUCUUUCAGAUGACUCAAGGACUCGUACAUGGCGGAUCUACUCCAACAUUUUUACACACCACUAAUGUCCCACAGCAAAGCACUGUGGGAUACAUCCAGCAGCAGCCGCAAACACAGCAACUACCGCAAGCAACGCAGCAACAGGCGCAACAACAAAGGCAAUACCAACAUUCCCAAAACCAGACUGGCAGUGUUUCAGACUUCGGAAAUAUGCUGACUCGGUAGCGCUGUGAACUACGUUAGAGCGCUGAGAUUGCCCCGUUGUGUUUUCGCCGUGUAGGCAGCAGCAUGUUGUGGCGUUUGGAAGUCAAACUUGAUGCCAAGUUCUGCAGUGGAAAAGCUUGAGAGCGGCAAAUUGCUUCUAGUGACGUAACUUCUGAUGUGAAGCUGCCCAUUCCGAAGAAGCCGGUGUGUACACCACAGGAGUGAAAACCACAAGCAGAGGCUGCACUGACCUGACGUCACCUGCAGGACCUGAGGAGCGUCUGAGCGGCCCAGAUCACACUCACGUGUCAAUCAGCGAAACUGCCGAAACAAGUGGAUUAUCAAAGCUCUCAAGAAGACACCGCUUUCACAUGUUUACAUGUGGAAGUUUUUCCUUCUAAGUGUCUGUUGCACUUUGGUACCACCCCCUACCCAAAAGCAGAAUAUUUAUUUUUGCCCAUGAAUUAAUAUUCUAUUUUAAUCACUUGUAAUGGUUUAAUAGUGAGAUUAUUUUUCGAACCUACAGCUUGACUCCCCUCCCCAGUCACAUGAAAUCACUGAUCAGAUUUCUAGCUCCAGUGGUUCAUCUCAUAAGGGGAUUUGUGUACACAGGAACUCAAGUGUGUAUUUCAGUCGACAGACUAGAGACGUCGCUCCCAUUUUGUCCCAAAAACAAUGAUUUACUUGCAGAUAUGUUCAGGGCAAGUCACUAGAGAGGAGCUUUACUAUUAAACAUGCAGUGGUGAGAUGGCCAUCAUAUCUGAAAAAAAGGUUUGGUAAUAAUUUAGAUGUGAAACUCUACGCUGGGGGUGGGGGGAUGUUCUUAAAUAAGUAGAAAGGUCUAUCUAGAUUUUUAAAGCCUCAAUCUGGGAUUGAAGAAGGGGUGCUACAGCCAUCCCAUCACUUCUCACUGGGAACAAACAACAACACAGCUCUGAAGUCCUGAUUUUAGGUUCUUCUGAUGAGCUCUGCAGCACGAGUCCUUAAGUGAUAAACAAGCUACCAGAGGGGGGGGGGG
Micropterus salmoides (largemouth bass) is the source of this 5692-nucleotide messenger RNA. It is a transcript of the gene npas2, whose product is annotated as neuronal PAS domain protein 2. Bases 2059 to 4695 code for a protein of 878 amino acids. Gene Ontology annotation, biological process: circadian regulation of gene expression; regulation of transcription by RNA polymerase II. The record is from RefSeq and is a predicted model, not a curated record. Gene Ontology annotation, molecular function: protein dimerization activity; DNA-binding transcription factor activity, RNA polymerase II-specific; RNA polymerase II cis-regulatory region sequence-specific DNA binding. NCBI's taxonomy places the organism in Eukaryota, Metazoa, Chordata, Actinopteri, Centrarchiformes, Centrarchidae. The transcript has 22 exons. Gene Ontology annotation, cellular component: CLOCK-BMAL transcription complex; cytoplasm; nucleus.